This is a messenger RNA of Botrytis cinerea B05.10, 1951 nucleotides long. RefSeq lists its product as hypothetical. The transcript has 4 exons. The record is from RefSeq and is a predicted model, not a curated record. Bases 220 to 1701 code for a protein of 493 amino acids. NCBI's taxonomy places the organism in Eukaryota, Fungi, Ascomycota, Leotiomycetes, Helotiales, Sclerotiniaceae.
GAUUACAGAAUGUGCCGGAAAGCACUGAGCGCCCCAUGACAGUUGGAUCGGAAAUUUCAUCUUACUGGCCAUUCAGCAGAUGUGUUAUAAUGUCCCCUUCCUCAUCUCUUAUCAGAAUCUCAAUUCAUAUCCCUUAUGCACGUUUUCGCUGUCACGUUUGAUUAUUUGAUUCUCCGCUCGGACACUUGAGGGAAUUCCAACAAUUGUUGCAGACAAAAGAUGUAUCCAUAUGCAUUUCUCGCAGUUAUAACUGCACCUUUAGUCUUAGCAGCGCCAGCCCCAGUUCCAGCACCUUUCCCAAAACCACAGCUAACAGGAGAUCCCGUAACAGGUCUUCUGUCAGGCGUCGGGAAUGCAGUGCUUGAUAUUGGUAGUUUGUCCUCGGCUAUUCCCGCAGUUUUAUCUGAUAUUGGGCAAGUAUCGACCGCUGCGAAUCUGGUAGUAGCGGCAAUUGCGAAUGGAACUAUUUUAGGCACUGAUGUACCAGUGAUUGCUAAGAAAUUAUUUUCGGCCGCUCAACCUACAGCCAAACCAAGUAGUGUUUCUCAAGCAAUAAGUUGGGCAGCUGGUGCUUGGGGGGUAUCUGAUCCCUCUGCUUCCCCAACUCCGCCAGCAAAUAUUGUCACAAAUGCUUUGGGACUUGUUCUUAAUGGUUUCACUUCCAAUGAUCUACAAGCUGUCGCAUCUGGUGCUAGCCCAUUUGCCAAUUCUGUCAAUAAUGUAAAUAAUCCAGUGCCUCCCAACAAGAGAUUCUACAACAACGUAAAUCGAAAUGCACGAUUCUCUGUUGAUGAAACAACUCUUCGGGCUGCAAUUUACAUUCCUCCUGGAUUUACCUGGGGCAAGAAGCAACCCGUUAUCAUGUCACCUGGUACGGGAGCAUUUGGCUAUGGCACCUUUGCUUCUAACAUAGGCAAACUUCUCGCUACAACCAACUAUGCCGACCCGGUCUAUCUGAACAUACCAUUCGCUUUACUUGAUGACGCGCAGACCAAUGCAGAAUAUGUAGCUUACGCGCUUCAAUACUUCUAUGCCAUGACUUCGCGAAAAACUGCUAUUGUCACAUGGUCUCAAGGAUCUCUCAAUGCUCAAUGGGCCUUUAAAUAUUGGCCAUCAAUCCCAAAAACUGUUACAGACCACAUCGCCAUCUCUCCUGAUUACCAUGGCACAGUAUUAUCAUACAUUCUCUGUCCCGGAUUCGAGAGCGGAAACGACGUUGCGUGUACCCCUUCCAUCCUCCAACAACAAUACCAAUCCAAUUUUGUCAAUCGACUUCGCUCCAACAACGGCGAUUCGGCCUACGUCCCCACCACUACCGUCUAUUCUCUCACUGACGAAAUCGUCCAACCACAAAUCGGAACUGCCGCCUCGGGUUUCCUGAAUGAUGCUCGUGGCGUCGGCGCCUCUAAUACCUUUCUUCAAGGAGCAUGCUUGGGACUUCCGGCUGGAACGCUGUAUACCCACGCAGGUGUAUUAUUUAAUCCGGUCGCUUAUGCAUUGGUAACAGAUGCGCUGCAAAAUGACGGGCCGGGAUCGUUUGAUCGGGUUAGCGAUCAGUGUGGUAAUCUUGUUGCGCCGGGAAUCAGCUUGGCAGAUGUUAUUGAGACUGAAGCAUUGAUUCCUCUGGCGGCGCUGAAUGUUCUUGCGUAUGAGAAAAAGAUUACUAAUGAGCCUGCUUUGAUGAGUUAUGCUACUUAUUAAUGAGUGAUGGCUCGAGAGAGGGUUUCUCGAAAGAUGAACAUGAAUUAUGAUUGUUAUUUUCUGAGCGAGUAUGUUAUUUGUAUACAUUGAAAUACAUUGGAUGUAUGAUUAGCUGGUAAAUGAUUUGGGAGGUUCACUUUUUUUUGCAUAUACCAUGGAGUACUUUGGGCAUUUUAGUAAGCGAAAGGAACUGACCGGUAAUGGAAAAAGCAGGGGUAGGACAUACGUAUUAUCUUGUAAUCGUAAUUCA